Messenger RNA from Oncorhynchus tshawytscha (Chinook salmon), 1119 nucleotides. RefSeq names its product 4-aminobutyrate aminotransferase, mitochondrial-like. The record is from RefSeq and is a predicted model, not a curated record. The transcript has 6 exons. NCBI's taxonomy places the organism in Eukaryota, Metazoa, Chordata, Actinopteri, Salmoniformes, Salmonidae. Gene Ontology annotation, biological process: GABA catabolic process. Gene Ontology annotation, cellular component: mitochondrion. Bases 586 to 951 code for a protein of 121 amino acids. Gene Ontology annotation, molecular function: pyridoxal phosphate binding.
UAGGAGCAAAGGUAUGUCGGUCACAUAGGUCUACAUUUUAUCCAUGCCUAUCAGUCAUUUAAACUAGGUUGUUAUACGGCAUGCUCUCUGAGACUCUGACAUAAUCCGGGUAUGAGUCCAAUAUAACGUUUCCUAGUUGUAUCAUUGAGUGGAUCGUGUUUAGCCAGUCCGCUACAUUGACACUGUUCUGUGAAACUGAUACUUCGUGAACGUAGAUGUCGUGAUUCGCUUCGGUGAAUCGUCUGGAGUUCCGCUGAACUGUGAAGCCACGUCGCUCAUUGGCCAGUAUUAGUUCCCUUUGACUACUUCGGCUUCUGCUAUUGGCUGAGCCGCAGCCUGCCCGUGGACCCGCCUCCUCCCAGCAAAACGGACUGAUUCUGAUUGAUAAUUUAAAGGCAGUCUUUCUGUUCAUCCUUCCAGUACGCGUCUCCACCGUUUUUACACAAAGUGUUUCAGCCAGCCAGUCUUACCGCACGACCCAAGCGGACACCAAGCUCCCAGUGGUACCGGGUGAAGCCUCGGUGGCGUGAAGGCAGGUGUUGAGGACUGUCUUUCUCUCUCUGCCUCAUUCUGUUGUUCUGAGUCAUGGCGACCUCUCUGCUCAGCAGGCAGCUGGUCCUCUCCCUCCAGCAGAACCUCAGGCUCACUGCACCAGGCUGCAGGUAUGUGAGUAAGGCAGCAGCUAAGACUCAGGUGGAGUUUGAGUACGAUGGGCCGUCCAUGAAGACCGAGGUCCCAGGACCCCGUUCCAAGGAGCUGACCAAACAGUUGGGAGAGAUUCAGAACGUGGGAGCAAUCAAUUUCUUCUGUAACUAUGAGGAGAGCAGAGGAAACUACCUGGUGGACGUGGACGGAAACCGCAUGCUGGACGUCUACACACAGAUCUCCUCUAUUCCUAUUGAACGCUGCAUACCAAAAGCUACGUACCUGAGAGGACCUUGUGUUUUUUAGCCUGACAUUGCAACACAGAGAGCAGCUGGGGACGAGAGACUUAGUUUACAUUACAGUGGUUUAGGGCAAGGCCACAUACAGCAGUUGGCCACGCCCUGACCUGAGAUGUCUCUGUUUUCUUUAUAUUUUGGUUAGCUCAGGGUGUGACUAGGGUGGAUACGCUAGUUU